Fusarium keratoplasticum is the source of this 1617-nucleotide messenger RNA. Its product is annotated as MFS domain-containing protein. Bases 1 to 1617 code for a protein of 538 amino acids. Gene Ontology annotation, cellular component: membrane. Lineage: Eukaryota; Fungi; Ascomycota; Sordariomycetes; Hypocreales; Nectriaceae. Gene Ontology annotation, biological process: transmembrane transport; carbohydrate transport. The transcript has 4 exons. The record is from RefSeq and is a predicted model, not a curated record. Gene Ontology annotation, molecular function: carbohydrate:proton symporter activity.
AUGUUGGGCACAAAGUCCAUCAAAGUCAACGGCGCCGACUGCGGUGCCGAGUCCAUCCUUUUGGGUGUCGUCACAUCUAUCGGCGGCUUCCUCUUCGGAUACGAUACCGGCCAGAUUUCUGGAAUGCUCCUCUUUGAGGAUUUCAUCAACCGAUUCGCCCAAGGACCAGCGGAUGACAAGAAAUGGGUGCCUAUCAUCCAGUCCCUAGUCGUCUCUCUUAUGAGUAUCGGAUGUCUGCUUGGUUCUUUGUCUGGUGCCUACACGGCGGAUUGGUGGGGUCGACGGAAGAGCUUGACUUUCGGAGUCAUCGUGUUCAUCAUUGGUAAUGUCAUCCAGAUAACAGCGAUGAACUCUUGGGUUCAUAUGAUGAUGGGUCGCUUUACCGCUGGUCUCGGCGUCGGCAACCUCUCGGUCGGCGUUCCCAUGUUCCAGUCCGAGUGCUCUCCCCGUGAGAUUCGAGGAGCCGUCGUCGCCUCGUAUCAGCUCAUGAUUACUAUCGGUAUUCUCGUCGCCAACAUCAUCAACUACGGCGUUCAGCACAUUGGUGAUUCCGACGCCUCUUGGAGAAUCGUCAUUGGCCUCGGAAUUGCGUUCUCGCUCCCCCUCGGAAUUGGUAUCCUCUGCGUCCCCGAGUCCCCUAGAUGGUUGGCGUCUCGAGGCGACUGGACCACCGCUCGAACCUCAAUGGCCCGACUCCGUGGCAUGAAGAACGACCCCAACAACAAGCUCGUCGAGGAUGACCUCAAUGAGAUGCGAAAGAUUCUCGACCAGGAGCGCAAGGCUGGCCAAGGAAGCUGGGCUGAGUGCUUUGUGCCCAAGACUGAGAUCCCCAAGCUCGUCUACCGCACCUUUCUCGGCAUUGCGAUCCAUUUCCUGCAGCAAUGGACUGGCGUCAACUACUUCUUCUACUUUGGUGCUACGAUUUUCAAGUCUCUCGGCAUCGACUCUAUCUUGACACAGCUGAUCCUCGGCGCUGUCAACGUUGUCAUGACCUUUUACGGCCUCUACGUGGUGGAGAAGUACGGAAGACGCUGGCCCUUGUUCAUCGGUGCUCUUUGGCAGUCCGCCUGGCUCCUGAUCUUCGCUAGUGUUGGAACUGCCAUUGAUCCCGCGUCGAACCGCACCGUGGGCAUCAUCAUGAUUGUCGCGUCGUGCAUGUUCAUCGCUUCUUUCGCGGGUACAUGGGGUCCCAUUGCUUGGGUCGUUAUCGGCGAGUCAUUCCCUCUGCGCACUCGUGCGAAGCAAGCUUCUCUUGCUACUGCUAGCAACUGGCUUGGAAACUUCAUGAUUGCGUUCCUUACUCCUCUUGCCGUGGAUGGAAUUAAAUACGCCUAUGGUUUCGUCUUUUGCGGAACAAACCUGGCUGCUGCGGUUAUUGUCUGGUUCUUCCUCUACGAAUCGCGGAUGCUCAGUCUGGAGAACGUCGAUCUCAUGUACGGCCAAGACCACCUUAAGCCUUGGAACAGCUCUAAGUGGACUCCUCCUGGCUACAUCACACGAGAGCAGAGGGACGAGUCUUAUUUCCGUCGCAUGAGCGUUGCCGGCGGCGGUCAGGAGAAGUCCAGGAACAGCGAUGUCUCGCACUCUGGUGGAGAAACCCGGGAAGAAUAUGUGUAA